Hymenoscyphus albidus is the source of this 1836-nucleotide messenger RNA. The record is from the annotation of a GenBank genome assembly. NCBI's taxonomy places the organism in Eukaryota, Fungi, Ascomycota, Leotiomycetes, Helotiales, Helotiaceae.
AUGGCAACCAUUAUUGAGCCUAUGAAAGUCAAAGCAGAUGGCAGUCUUGACAUCACAGAGGGCUUCAAAUAUACCGAGAAAAAAGUAUGCCGGCCAAUACCCGAUGAUAUCACAUUUCCUCUUUUAUUUCAAUAACUCAUUUAACCACGUAAUGGCUUUCUCAUUCACUUCAUUACAGCUCCUCGACCACUUGAAGAGAAUCAAAGCAAACCCUGCUGCCUUUGCCGUGGACGAUGAAUAUAUCAAUCCGUCCGAAGGAAAUAGUAUCACAGAUGCGAUUGAUGAACUUCUUGCCCUCGCGUGAGUAAUCUUGCCUUUUCUCGUUUCUCAUUUCAAUAUGGUUCAUGAAUGUUAAGAAUUGUGAUGUAGGGAUAAGAAGCGUAUCUUUACAUUGAGUUUUGGAACUCUUGAAGACGCUCCAGAGGAGCGGGAUGAUGACCAACCUGAGGCGGCUGAUCAACCUGGUGAACCUGAUGCUGCCGAUGAACCUGAUGAUGCUGAUGAAUCUGGCACUGCUAAUGAACCUGGUGCUGCUGAUGAACCUGAUGCUACUGAUGAACCUGAUGCUGCUGAUGAACCUGAUGCUGCUGAUGAACCUGAUGCUGCUGAUGAACCUGAUGCUGACGAAGAUACCGUUGAGGUAGACGAAGACGAUGAAGAACAGGCGGGAGACGGGGAGGAAGAGGAGUUGGUUGAUGGAGAUGAUGAAGAAGAUGAUGAUGUUGAAGCAGGCGCCGGAGCAGAACAAGACGACGAAGAGGACGAAAACGAUGAAACAAACAAGGUCCUCGUCGACAAUGCCUACGGCUUCGAUGGUGUUUUGUUGCCCAUAACCACCAUCUACGACCUCUUGGGUUACGUAAUGUCGAUUUCUUCCAAGAAUUUCCCAGCAACCGACUCCUCCACCGCACGAAACUACUACUUGCGCCUGAUAUCCCUCUAUGCUAGAUGGUGCCGAGUUCUCAGUCCAAACAAAGUCUACUUGAAUGGUAACAGAAUGGUCCAUCUAACCUGGUUCAAGAACACCGAACCUUACCGCAUCCUUCUCGGAUGUACCAUUGGACAAACGGACCUCGGAGUUGCCACCAAAACGGGCGUGAAAAAUGAAGAAACUAAGGAAAUCCGCUUGGAGGAUUCCACCAAAACGGAGUCGAGGGACAUUGCUAAAGAGAUAGUCAUCAAGAAUGAUCGUCAAAACUUUUUGAUCGAAGCGGGAUUUGAGGCGCCGAAAGAGGGUGGGGAAAUUGUGAAGAACUUUGGCAGUUGUGCCGAGUCCUUUUUCUACAUUUAUCAGGGUAGACAGACGUAAGUUAUCCAGUUGAUGCAUGAGUUUCUGAAAUCAAAACAGCUAACGAGUGAAAUGUAUAGACCUCGUGUUGAUAUGUCUGAAGUCAAAGGUUUAGCAAUGUUUCCAAAUAUACUUCACGGGACAAGCGACAAAAAGUAUGUGGAAGAGACAGCAGCACUCAAGGCUCUGCAACCACCCUGUACAACAUCUUGCCGAUUACUCGUGGCUCAGAUGGGCGCCGACUGGAAGGAUUGUUUUAGUGUAACGGCCUUGAAGACUGAGUGCAGGCAAACUUGGUCCGUAUUUCAAUUUCUACCAAGAUUAAAGACUGACUGUUUGCCCUAGAUAAGCCCGAAUGUUGUAAACAGUUUGUGGAGUUGUGAACCGAGGUAUUCUUUCGGUUUUUGUAAAAGGCAGAAUAUGGAAUGAAAAGUGGCUGGUUUCAGUGUAAGAGGAGAGUGGUAUUGUUCUAGAACUUAAACAUACAUCUCGUCAUUAGUUGCUUGCAGGUCAGAUAGAUGUAGUACGAUUAUCCUGAUAACUUAAAU